AUGGACGAGUACUCGGAUGAUGGGUUCGACGACUUGAACGACAACACUCUGCAGGAACUCGAAAACAACGCUAUCCAGUUUACGCAGGCCCAGAAACCCGCUCAAUCGCAAUUUGCACCUCAUGCCCAAGCUGAGGCCUACGGAUUUGCCUUGGACGACGACGAUUUGGACGACACUGUUGUCAUUGACGAGCUUGCCGGGCCCUUACCUCGUCCUCACCCCGGCCACACUCUACCGCUCCAGCAACCCCGGGUUCUCGCCAGUCUCGCCGGCCAGCAGUCGCGACCCUCAUACCCCCCUCGCCCGAACUACCCGUCUCCGUCGAGGCCCGCCCCGCGUCCUCUUUUGUCUCAGCGAUACCCCGCCCGCCCCGCGCCUCAGCCGUCGCAGUUUGCGCGUCCUCCCGUCCCCAUCCCUCGGCCAUACCAGAUCCAGCCAUCGCAGGCGCUACAGGGUACAGCGACAGGCAAUCAGAACGACGUGAUAACUGCUCUUCAAGCCCGUCUAUCUGUCCUCGAGGCCGAGGCGACUGCGGCCAGGGGUGAGGCGGCCAUCUUACGCUCCAAGUUCGAUAAGGUUCAAACUACCCACGAUGCCGAGGUAGCGCGCCUGAAGAAACAAAGUGCCGAGCAAGCUGUAGAACAGAAGCGGCAGGUAGAAGCCGCGAAGGUCGCGGAGCGCACCCUAGCAACAGAACUGCAUUUCGUACGCCAGGAUAGAGAAGAGCUGGGGCGGGUUAAAACAAGGAAGAGGGAUGGCCCUACGACCCCCAAGAAGAACAAGGUUUGGGGACUGGCCGAUGGUUUUGAUGGCAUUGAGAUCAUGUCGAGCCCAACACGGGGCGAGGCGCAAAAGAGGAAGGACUCUUCCUUCACCAUCCCCCCCGUUGAGCGCACGCCGACCAAGGGAAAGAGGAAACGGCCUGCCGUCGAUAGUCCAACUUUUGCUCUCGAAACUCAUUCGGAAGAAUUAGGACUUGACGACAUGCGGAAUGGCGCGGAGCCUGCUGCACAUAGCGACACGUCGAGCGUCUUGCCUUAUGAUUUUCUCAAACUGGUCCUAGACCACAGCGCCCUCCACGGCCAGUCUCUGACUUUCGAUCUCUUGUCGCGCUUUGCGUUCCCCUCGACUCCCUUGGAAACCAUUGCUUCUGUCAUCUUCCAGAAGUUGCCCCAGAUGGGUAGCUCUCGAGAACCCCUCCGCCUGCUCGCCGACUUUUCAGAAUUCAUGAUCGAUUUGUGGCAACAGUGCUUGUCGGAAAAAUACCACGCGCCAAUAUAUUAUCUCGCUGCGUUGGUUUCGUACACGUUGCAGCUCAACACAAUUGCCGUGGCCCCUCAUGUCAUAUCGUCCUUGAUUCCGCUCUGCACAACAACGUGCCGCCUGGUGGCGCUCCCUCGGUUUAAUAGCGUGGAUGGGGAUAUCUCUAAUCAUCCGGAUCAGAUCGUUCGGCAACUAUAUUCUGACAUUGACGUCACUCAGUGCCUAUCACUCUUGUAUCUAGCUGCGUUGGGCUGUUUCCCAUCACCUUCCGAGGGUUCGGAUAUGGAUCCCCCUUUGGAGUACUUCCAUCAAGUUCAGUUUUGGAAGUCCGUCGAGCUCGAAUUCAUUUUGAUGAUGCUCUCGCCGAAGCAUCCCGAGCCAGAUUGGUUCGGGGCGCUCUCCCUUUUGUGGACUUCGGUGCUUCCCCAUAGCAUUGGGCCCAUACCAAAUUCGCUCUCAACGACUCACUAUGCAAACGGCCGGGCCGAGGCCGAGACACCCGAGUCCAUCGCCAACAUGAUCAUUGAUCGUGUCUCGUCCUUUCUCGCCGAGUCACCUCGGUGGGCGACACCGGGUUCGGCACAGCAAGUCAACGUCCGAUCGGCUGCGCUGAGAACUAUGAUGGUGUUCGCUACGAGCCCCUUUGGAGCCAUGCAUAUUGCCAACAGCGAGGUUGCAAUCCCUCGCCUGGUCACUGUCUUGUGCUGGGCUAUUGAUAGGCUAUACGACAUGGAUGUACAACUUUCUCUGCGAAGAAUUCCCGAUAUUCGCGCCGGCAAUGAUAGACCUGGGGUCAAACUGGGGGAUAGCAUGGAAUGCAGAGUCCAGGACCGGGAAGAAACACAGGAAAUGCAGAUGGAUCUAGACGAUGCUGCGCAGCCGGUACCGAGGGACCCUGACGUCAUGGAGGCCGAGACCUGCCGCGACGAUGUUGCCGAGUACGACAUGCAUAGGCUUCUUUGUCGUUUCAUUGCACAGGCAAUGCUACUCCUCCACACACUCGUCACAGACUCGCGCACCGCGAAUAUCGUCAACAUGACGGCAAAGCUGGCAGCAUCUCAUGGCGGUGCGCAGCGGUAUCUUCUUACAUUAGCGCGGCUCAAUUUUGCAGAAGAAGACCUCAUUCUAGAGGCUGGCAUUGACGCCGACACCGUGGAAUUAGCCCAUGAGCUGCUAGAGCUUGCCGUAACCCCCGACGAGGGGGAGGGUGUUGGCGAGCUGUUUGUAUGA
Lasiosphaeria miniovina is the source of this 2493-nucleotide messenger RNA. RefSeq lists its product as uncharacterized. Bases 1 to 2493 code for a protein of 830 amino acids. The transcript is spliced from 2 exons. NCBI's taxonomy places the organism in Eukaryota, Fungi, Ascomycota, Sordariomycetes, Sordariales, Lasiosphaeriaceae. The record is from RefSeq and is a predicted model, not a curated record.